AUGGGCGGAGUUCCCUCGAUACCCGCCGACCGGUCGCGGACCGUGCAGGUCAUAGGCGCCGGCUACUCCCGUACCGGCACCGUGUCCAUGGCGCUGGCGCUGGAGAAGCUGCUUGACGGGCCGGUCAUGCAUGGCGGAACGCAGCUGUUUGGGCGAGAAGACGCCUAUGUCAAGCUCUGGUGCGACAUAUUUGCCAACCGCGACAACAAGCCCGUCCUCAUGAAGCUCCUGCGCGAGGCCACCGCGGGCUUCGUUGCCGUGACCGACACUCCCGGCAACGCCUUUAUCCCUGAGCUGCUCGAGCUGUAUCCAGAGGCCAAGGUGGUGCUGGUGACGCGCGAUCCGGACCGCUGGUUCAACAGCAUGCAGGGGCUGAUCAAGGACGGCAUUGGCGAUUCGAUGGUGAUGCUCAAGGUGCUGCUGUGGCCGUGUCCUGGAUGGAGAUGGGCGCCGCGUUGGUUGAGCCAGCUAGGAUUAUAUGAAGAAGCUCGUCUUGGACCAACAUUGACCCGAGACUCCAUCCUCAUCCACAACGAGUGGGUUCGCAAGCAUGUGCCCCCAGAGAGGCUCUUGACCAUGGAGCUGAGCCAGGGCUGGGGGCCACUGGCCAAAUUUCUGGACAUGCCGGUCCCCGAUGGGCCGUUUCCUCACGCCAACGACGGGGAGGCCAUGGAGAAGUUUGCAAAGAGCGUAUUUCGGACUGCGAUGCUGAUUUGGGUGGGCAUCUUGUCGGGCACGGGGAUGCUGGCGUGGGCGGGAGUGGGCGCUUGGAGAAGAAGCCUGCUGGUUUGA
This is a messenger RNA of Trichoderma citrinoviride, 792 nucleotides long. RefSeq lists its product as hypothetical. The transcript has 4 exons. The record is from RefSeq and is a predicted model, not a curated record. NCBI's taxonomy places the organism in Eukaryota, Fungi, Ascomycota, Sordariomycetes, Hypocreales, Hypocreaceae. The coding region runs from base 1 to 792 and encodes 263 amino acids.